AUGGGCUCGGUCACAACCGGCAAGGCCGAUAGGGCCUGGUGGAAGGAUGCCGUCAUCUAUCAGAUCUACCCGGCCAGCUUCAAGGACGCCAACGGAGACGGACUGGGAGACGUCCCGGGAAUCAUCAGCAAGGUUGACUAUCUGAAGGACCUAGGUGUCGAUGUGGUGUGGGUAUCGCCCAUGUACGCCAGUCCGCAGGUCGAUAUGGGCUACGAUAUCUCCGAUUACCAAGACGUCCACCGACCAUAUGGCACUGUUCGCGACAUGGAGGUCUUGAUCGAGGAGUGCCAUAAGAGGGGGAUGAAGCUGAUUCUGGAUCUGGUGGUCAACCAUACUUCUGACGAGCAUGCGUGGUUCAAAGAGUCCCGGUCGUCGAAAGAUAAUCCCAAGCGGGACUGGUAUAUCUGGCGACCUCCUCGCUAUGCCGAGGAUGGCACGCGGCUGCCCCCAACUAAUUGGCGAAGCCACUUCAGCGGCAGCACCUGGGAGUGGGAUGAGGGAACGGGCGAGUACUACCUCCAUCUCUUCGCCAAAGAGCAGCCCGACCUGAACUGGGAGAAUCCCGAGACCCGCGAAGCCAUCUAUGAAAACGCCAUGCGCUUCUGGCUGGACAAAGGCGUCGACGGCUUCCGCAUCGACACGGUCAACAUGUACAGCAAGGGUGUCGAGUACAGAGACGCCCCCAUCAUCAACAAGAACGCCUUUGAGCAGCCGGCCUUCAUGAUCUACUGCAACGGCCCCAGGAUACACGAGUUCCUGCGCGAGAUGAACAACAAGGUGCUCAACCACUACGACACCGUCACCGUCGGCGAGCUCCCGCACACCCCGGACCCGCAGCACGUCCUCAGAUACGUCAGCGCCGGCGACAGGCAGCUCGACAUGGUCUUCCAGUUCGACAUUGUCGACGUCGGCCAGGGCAAGAGCUACAAGUACCAGGGCGUCGACUGGAAGCUGCCGGAGAUGAAGAACAUCGUCGCCAAGUGGCAGCAGUUCAUCGAGGGCACCGACGGUUGGACGACGGCCUUCUGCGAGAACCAUGACCAGGGCCGCUCCGUGUCGCGGUUCGCGAGCGACGCGCCCGAGUGGAGGGAGCUGUCGGCCAAGAUGCUGGCGCUGAUGAUGUGCUCGAUGACGGGCACCCUGUUCGUGUAUCAGGGGCAGGAGAUCGGCAUGAUCAACGUGCCGCGCGACUGGCCGAUUGAGGACUACAAGGACAUUGAGAGCCAGAACUACUACAACGACAUCAAGCGGGAGCACGGCGAGGGCAGCAAGUUCUUGGAGUAUGUCAUGGACAGCAUCAAUAAGAUGGGCCGCGACAAUGCGCGCAUCCCGAUGCAGUGGGACGACUCGCCGUACGCGGGCUUCACGGACAACACGGAUGGCGCGUGGAUGCGGGUCCACGAGCUGUACCCCGAGAUCAACGUCGCGAAGCAGGAGAAGGAGCCCGGCUCCGUGCUGAACUUCUGGAGGGCGAUGUUGAAGCUACGCAAGGAGGAGGGAGACCUGCUUACACAUGGUGCGUUUGAGUUGUUUGAUGAGGAGAACGAAAAGACUUUCGUGUAUAAGAAGACAAGAGAUGGAAGGGCUGCUGUCGUGGCGUUGAACUUUACCAGCGAAGAGCAAGAGGUCAAGAUCCCUGGAGAGGAUUUGAAGAUCAGAGUCGGAAACUAUGACGAUGUAAAAGAUAGAGUUGCUGCCGAAGGAGACAAGAGGGUGUUGAGGCCAUGGGAGGCAAGGUUGUAUUUGCAGGGUUGA
Molecule: messenger RNA, 1755 nt
Organism: Colletotrichum chrysophilum
Lineage: Eukaryota; Fungi; Ascomycota; Sordariomycetes; Glomerellales; Glomerellaceae
Exons: 1
Coding region: 1-1755 (584 amino acids)
Biological process (GO): oligosaccharide catabolic process
Molecular function (GO): alpha-amylase activity
Source: RefSeq, a predicted model, not a curated record